Messenger RNA from Gilbertella persicaria, 2094 nucleotides. Its product is annotated as Bromodomain-containing protein. Gene Ontology annotation, cellular component: chromatin; nucleus. The record is from RefSeq and is a predicted model, not a curated record. The transcript has 7 exons. NCBI's taxonomy places the organism in Eukaryota, Fungi, Mucoromycota, Mucoromycetes, Mucorales, Choanephoraceae. Gene Ontology annotation, biological process: chromatin remodeling; regulation of DNA-templated transcription. Bases 107 to 2062 code for a protein of 651 amino acids.
GUUUUUCUUAAGCAAACGCUUUCCUUAUUAACACUCUCUUGCAAACGUUUCUUUUUACACAGUAAACGUGAAUAAGGAACAAGAAAAAAAUAAGGGAGAAAACAAAAUGUCUCAUGUUGCUCAGAAACGAUCUUUUUCAAGUAUUGCAGAUGAUUCUUCAACACAAGCUGUUAUGACCCCAGCAGAAAAGAAAUGGUGUAUGCAGACCAUCAGAGCACUAAAGAAACACAAACGUGCCAUUGCUUUUCUUGAUCCAGUUGAUCCCAUUCAGUUCAACAUACCCGACUAUUUUGACAUCAUUAAGCAUCCCAUGGACCUGGGCACAGUCGAGAAAAAGUUGUUGGCCGAUGCUUAUAAGAGUGUGGAUGAAUUUAAGGCAGAUAUUCAACUGAUGUUUGAUAACUGUUAUCUUUAUAAUAAUCCUGGGGAUCCAGUCUGUCUAGAUGCAAAGAAAUUGGAAGAACAUUAUCAGAAACUAUGCAAAAAAGAACCCAGUCUUACAACAGAACCACAUCAUGUCUAUACAGAUACACAGUCAAUACCAGCACCCCCGAGUGCAACGACAAUCAAGUUAGCCAUACAAAAACCACCAUCUUUACCCCCAUCACCUUCAACCAUGCACAUAGAACCACCUUUGGAAAUGAAACCAGAACCCAUCAUGAAGACAGAUCCGCCACCUGAAAUCAAGCCAGAACCUAUAGUCACUUUUGUAAAUAAUGACCCUGUUCCAUCCAUGCCAGAAGAUCAAUUCAAACGAUGUGAGGCUCUUGUAAGAGAACUCAAGAAGCCUAAAUACAAAGGCAUUGCUUGGCCAUUUGAGAAUCCUGUGGAUGCAGCUGCAUGGGGUGCAACAGACUAUUACGAUAUCAUUAAACAGCCUAUGGAUAUGUCUACUUAUGAAAAGAAACUUUAUAGUCAUCAAUACAGCCAUGAAGAGGAAUUAGCUCAAGAUAUCCGACUUAUGUUUCGUAACUGUUAUCUGUAUAAUCCACCCGACCAUCUUGUGGCGAAUCUGGGUAAAGAGUUUGAAGCUAUUUUUGAAAAGCAAUGGGCCAAAUUGCAUCAACAAAAAGACAGUAAAAAGAAAAAGGAAUCUAAAAGACAACGUACUUCUCUAGAACCACCUCUUGCAAUUGAACCCACGUCAUCGUCUGCUGUUGUUGAUCAUCACUCAGACAUGAUUGAGCCUACCUCAAGUGAAAACAAAAGUAACAAUGGACCUACUAUUUUAAGAUUAAAGAUCAAAGUAUCUCAACCUAAAGAAGAGCCUGUGAAAGAACCCGAAGUCACAUCACCACCCAAGCCUAAAAUACCAGGCCUUGCUUUAUCUAAAGAACCGCCCACACCUACUUUAUCUAAUAAUGGACCUAAAUUGGCUAUUGGUAAACCACCCUCGCCUAUCAAAGACAAGCCUGUCUUGGCCAAUCAUGAUAAAUGGCUUGCUUUGGCUAAAAAGACACCUUCUUCCUCUUCACCACCACCCACCAGUACAACAAAACCAUUACCAUUUAAAGCCAAAAAAGAGCCACCUAAGCCUAAAGAAACAGUUGAUGUAAAACCAUUUGAUAUUGCAGAUAUUUAUAGUCAAAUCCACAAUGAGAAGAAACUAAAAGAACAACAAAAACGAGAAGAACAAGAGAAAUGGGAAAGACAAGAAAAGUUGCGACUCGAAUCAGAGAGAGUGGCUACUGAGAAACGAAUGCAUGAACUCCGAGAACAGAGUCGUAAAUUCAAAGCCAAAAAAGAACAAGACAAACAACAUCGUCUCUAUGCAUUAAAUGCAGUUUCUAUUGAUAUCAGUCGACAAAAGAUGCGGUUUAGUGAAUAUGAAAAAGAACAUAUGUCUCGAGACCAAGACUGGCAUGAUGUAUUUGUCUGGCAAAGAGAUACAAAUGAUUAUCGCCAUAUACCUGCUCCUGGUUUUGUUAAAAGAGCACAAAUCAAACUACCUGAACUUCGUAAACGACUCUUGAGUAAAUGUGUUCGAUUAGAGAACUCAAAGAGUAAUAGUCAACCUAUUAAUAUGAUGGAUGAUGGAGGAUCAGAUAUGGAUGUAGAAUAAUAAUAAUAAUAAAAAAAAUUUUUUUUAAUCUC